Molecule: messenger RNA, 2940 nt
Organism: Acytostelium subglobosum LB1
Lineage: Eukaryota; Evosea; Eumycetozoa; Acytosteliales; Acytosteliaceae
Exons: 3
Coding region: 1-2940 (979 amino acids)
Source: RefSeq, a predicted model, not a curated record
AUGAUGUUAUUGAUUCUUCAAGAAGUAGAUAUCGAUGUCAAUCUUAAUGCCAUCAAGGCAAAGGCAGAGGACAUAAGGAACCUGUUGCUGACCACAACAACAUCAAACUGGGAGGAUGCUCUUGGUCACUUUGCUGUGCUCUCUGGUGAGUAUGGUGCAUUGAUGAGAGAGAUCUUCUCUAUAUUGGACAGUGUUGCUGCCUAUCCAACUGUCAUUGGUCAGGAUCAGAACUUGGUACCCAAUCUAUUGAGAACCAAACUAUCACCAGAGUUGGAGAACAUGAAUAAGAAGGCGAUCAAUGCCUAUCAACACAAUCUAGACGAUUCUGAUAUACCUUCGACUGAUACACAACAACAAACAAGGAUGGUCAGAGAGCACUACUCAUCAUUGAAUCAGGCCUUGGAUGACAUUGAUGAUGAUUUCAAACAGAGACUACAAUCAAGACAGAGAUACAAGUUGUCAAAGGCAUCGGCAUCAGUCUCUGCCAAUAUCCUGAGAGACGUACUGUCCAGCACUAUGUUGGGCACUGGUCUGAAGCAGUUGAAUCAGCAACAACAACAACAACAACCAACGACACCUCUUCAGCCUUCACCUAUGCCAAUCGGCAUUCAACAAACAACUACUCAGAUGUCUGCGCCAACACCUGGUGGCGGUGUUUCUAUCGCUCAGCCAACAACUCCAAAGUCACAACAUCCACCUAUGCAGCAGCAACAUCAACCACAGCAACAACAACAACAUACUCCUCAACAGCAACAACCGAUGCAACAACAACAACCACCACAGCAAAUGGGCACACCCAUUCAAUCAAUGCCUACACCGACACAACAACAACCGAUGCAGCAGCAACAGAUCCCGACACAACAACAUCAUCCAACAACACCGACAUCAGUGGUACAGAAACAACAGCCAGUGCAGGUGAUGUCUGGAGUACAGGUUGGAACUCCAGGUCAGAAUGUCACGCCAAUUGCUCAGCAGCAUAUGACUCAUCCUGUGGCAGCUGUUCAAUCACCGUUUCCAAUCCUGCAGCAACAUGUGGCUCAGCCGAUGGUCACUUCUCCCACUCAACCAAUGCAGCAUCAAACACAGCCAGUUAUGCAUCCAGUGGAGCAGAUUCCAAAUCAGCAACAUAUCCCCACUCCACAGCCACCACAACAACACUUAAUUCCACAACAAAUGCAACCAGUCACACAGCAGCAGCAGCCGAUUCCGCAGCAGAUUCAGCAAACUCAUACCCAACAAGUUCAGCAAGUGGUCCAACAGCCUCAGCAGCAGAUUCCUCAGCAUCCUAUACAGUAUCAGCAAACUACCCAAACCCAUCCAAUCCAAACGAUGCCUAUGGCCCAGAUGGGCCAAUUGACACAGCAACAAUUGCAGCAACAACAGCAACAACAGCAACUACAACAACAACAACAACAAGCCAGGAUGCAAACUACACAAAUCCCACAAACCGUGUCACAACUAAAGCCAUUCCCAACUCAGGUCAAGCCAAUGGCACAAGUACCACAACAGUUACACCAACAACAACAACCACCACAACAACAUGUUGUCAAUCCACAUGCACAGCCUGUGUUGCAACACAUGCAACAACAGAUUCCAGCUCAACAAGGACAAGUCCCACAACCUGCAAUGGUCCAGCAGCCUCAACAACAGAUGGCACAAUAUUCUACACAGGCACAUCAAGCUCAACAACCGCAACAGUUUAUUGGACAAACAGCUGGUGGACAACAGGCUCGUCCUCCAGGACAGGCCCAACCUCCACAGACACAGCAGCCAAUGCAGUACUAUGCAGGACAGGCCGCAGGUGGUGUCGUUCCACAGGCUCAGAACAUGGUGAUGCAAAAUCCUACCCAGCAGCAGCAACAACAGUUCAUUCCAGUUCAGCGCCAAAUACCACAACAGCAGCCGAAUGCUCAGCAGCCACAACAACAGCAGCAGGCAUUCGUUCAACAACCACAAAACCAACAGUUCGCACCUGGACAGGUCCAAGUCAAUCAGCUGAACAAACAAAAGUCACAGACCCAGCUCCCCACAAUGCCCCAAGGAGUGCAGGGACAGUAUCAACAAGUUGUCCCUCCCCAACAAAUACAACAGCCUCAGCAACUUCAACAACAACAACAACAACAACAACUCCAACAUCAACAACAAUUGCAGCAACAACUUCAACAACAACAGCAGCAGCUACUCCAGCAACAACUACAACAUAAGAUGCCAGCACAGAUGCAUGCAAACAUGGGACAGAUGGCAGCUCAAGGCAUCCCCCAACAGAUUCCACAGAUGCAAGGCCAACAGUUCCAGAGACCACCGCAGACUCAACCACAACAGCAACAACCUGUUCAGGCACAGCCACAACAACCACAACAGCAGUAUAUGCAGAACCCAACUCAACAAGUAACACAACAACAACAACAACAAUUGCAAAGGGGAAAUCCAAACGUCAGACCAGUAGGAGUACAGCAAAAUCAGCCAGUUCAACAGCCACAACAGCCACAGCAGAAUAUUCAAGGACAACCUCAGGCUCAAAUGCAACAGUUCUACCAGGCAGGACAACAACCUCAACAACAACAACAACCACCACAACAACAACAAACUCAACAACCACCACAACAACAGCAAUACUUUCAACAACAACAACAAGGUCAAAUGGCCAACACUGCCAACCAGCAGUAUUUUAUGCAGACGACUGGUAUUCAGCAGCAACAACCAGUACAAACUCAACCCCAACAGAUAGCUGGUGGUAUACCUCAACAACGAUUCAUUCAACAGCAGCCACAACAACCCCAAACCAUGCAGUUCCAGCAAACCCAACAGCAACCAGUUCAAGGACAUCCAGUGCAACAACAACCUGGUCAACCAGUACAGCAACAGUUCCAGUAUAUGCAAACUGGACAAAUGGUUCCAGGACAACAACAAAUGCAGUUCCCGUACAUGCAACAACAAUAA